AUGACUCUUUGUCUCAGUGUGAUUUCUGACACCGUUCCUCCAAAACUGAUCUGGCAGAUUAAAGUUCGUAUACGAAGUUUGUGGAAAGUUCAUUCUUGGAAUGACCACAAUACUAUUACCAGCUUAGAAAUGAUUUUGAUUGAUGAAAAAGUAGGAAAUAAUGUGGAUUGUACUUUGUGGGCUGAACAUGCUGAACAGAUGCACACUUAUUUAACUGAUAAUGGUUAUGAUAAGUCUGUAAUAGUCAUUUUACAGUUGUGUAAGCCUAAAAUUUUUCAAUCAAUUCAUGGCAUAUCAAAUGCCUUUAAUGGUACAAGAAUCUUUAUUAAUAGCAAUCUAAAUGAGUCUCUUGAAUACAAAGAGAAGUUGGAGAAUGGAAAUAAGUCACUAAACCAAAUGAUUAGUUAUGUAUCUAGCCAAAGCAACAAUGUUUCAAUGGAUGAUUUUCUUAAACAUCCGAAAAUGACUAUUUUUGAAGUUCUUCAAUGUCCUAAGGUUUCUACUGUUGUUGUUCUUGCCAAAACAAUUGACUUCGACCACACAAAGAAAUGGUAUUAUCAAGCAUGUACUAAAUGUUCAAGGAGUGUACGUACAAAAAGUAGAGAUUUGUAUUUUUGUGAAAGUUGCGUCGAUGUUCUUCCAGCGAAUCCAAGAAUUAGGAUACAUGUUCAAGUUGCUGAUGUGAGUGGAUCUUCAACUUUUAUACUUUUUGACAGAGUGGCUACAAACUAA
Molecule: messenger RNA, 732 nt
Organism: Vicia villosa (hairy vetch)
Lineage: Eukaryota; Viridiplantae; Streptophyta; Magnoliopsida; Fabales; Fabaceae
Exons: 6
Coding region: 1-732 (243 amino acids)
Biological process (GO): DNA repair; DNA replication; DNA recombination
Cellular component (GO): nucleus
Molecular function (GO): DNA binding
Source: RefSeq, a predicted model, not a curated record